AUGGGUGAGCAGCAAGGCAACCCACCACAACGCACCAGCCGAAACCCGCGGGGCAGCAAAUUCGGGGCAGAGGGAGUGCCGCGCCCCAAGCCGCAGGAGGCCAAGCACCAGAGCCAAGAAGGCGUGACCUUCAGCAGACCAGCCUCCGUAUCCCACCAGCCACCAGAAGCCAGACCACCCUGCCACCCCCAGAACCAACGGCACAGCACCCACGCACCGAAGCAACACCCCCGACAAGCCUGCAGACAGACCGGGGAAAGGCAAAAAACAGCCCAGCAAAGCAUAAGGACGCCCAAGCGCCCGGCAGAGCACUACGCCCCUGGCAGACCUGGCCCCAAGGCACACUCUUCCCACCCCCUGCCCGACACCCAGGCCCAUGGUCCCCGCGAGCAGGACCAAGCCCCACCCCAUCACACAGCCCGGCUCCCCAGGCAGCGACCACAGCGUAGCAACCCCAAGCCACCACGGCGGCAUGCAGGUCACCAGUAUCACAGAGAAUGCCACCCCCCCACGCCGAGGGAGACAGCGACCAGCCCGGAAACUGAAGAGACCAGUCAGACACCAGCAAGCAGCGGGGACCUCUGCCAGCCCCCCACCAGAACCGCCCCCAAGCCCCCCUCCAAGGCCCCAUCUACAGAUCCGGACCCCCACACCCCCAACCACCAGCCUGCCCCAGGGGGACAGCCCAGCAAAAAAUGA
Dunckerocampus dactyliophorus (ringed pipefish) is the source of this 699-nucleotide messenger RNA. RefSeq lists its product as uncharacterized. The transcript has a single exon. Lineage: Eukaryota; Metazoa; Chordata; Actinopteri; Syngnathiformes; Syngnathidae. The record is from RefSeq and is a predicted model, not a curated record. The coding region runs from base 1 to 699 and encodes 232 amino acids.